GUUGACUCCCUGCUCUCCAACCGGGAGUCUGUCCUAACGUCAAAAGACACACCCGCCAUCUUCAAGCAAACCACAGCGGUGCUUUCAUGAUCUGUAUUCAACCUCCCUAGCCUCUGUUACUGUGCCGGGCUCGGAUUCACGACAGACAGUGUCGGGCAAGAUAUUCAAAAUGGCAGCUUUUGUUACAGCCUCUAGAAGACCCAUUUUGGGUUUUCCAUUUCCCCUAACUUCAUGCGAGUUAGCCUCCCUUGAGUUGCGGCGGGCCCAAUCCUCUUACAGGCGCACAAAACAACGCCUACGAGUCAAACCAGACGCUUCUUUCGGCUUGCCCUCGGAUAAAUCUCAUGAUCAUAUCAUUUUCAACCCUCCGUCAAGCUCUCCAUCUGUCUAUCACACGCCGACGAAAUUUCUCCCGUCGAAUGACGCUCGGAGAACACUUCGGACUGAUAACCAUGCCAGCGCCCAGGAUUUGGAAGAGCUUCCGUCUGUGUUUAAAUCAUCUAUUGAGAAGAAAUAUCACUUAAGCCCGUCAGACAUAACCGAAAUUCGCAAACUUCGAUUGAGCGAUCCAAUGACUUGGAGUCGGGCAAAAUUAGCAAAGCGCUUUGAUUGCUCACCGAUAUUCAUUGCACAAGUAUGCGAGGCAAGUCCGCAGAAGAAGGAAAUUCAAAAGCAGGUUUUGGAAGCGGUACAAUCAAGAUGGGGUGCAAAACGCCGGAUGGCCAGAGAAGAUCGCAAAAUGCGAAGAGAGGCCUGGGGUCGGGACGAAUGAUCAACCAUGGACUUUGGUGGGAUUGCCUAUAUUUAUACUCUUUUAUCUUCGUUACCCAGUCUUUUCUCGGUGUUCUCAAAAGAGCUGUCAAUGAUCGGGCCUCCAUCAUGUACAAUAGUGACUAAGACCGUUUAGCAAUGUAUUAUAAAGACACGAAUGCGAUAAAUUGAAU
Molecule: messenger RNA, 944 nt
Organism: Aspergillus versicolor CBS 583.65
Lineage: Eukaryota; Fungi; Ascomycota; Eurotiomycetes; Eurotiales; Aspergillaceae
Product: mitochondrial 54S ribosomal protein mL58
Exons: 2
Coding region: 170-772 (200 amino acids)
Cellular component (GO): mitochondrial large ribosomal subunit
Molecular function (GO): structural constituent of ribosome
Source: RefSeq, a predicted model, not a curated record